Messenger RNA from Corticium candelabrum, 1956 nucleotides. RefSeq names its product heat shock 70 kDa protein 12A-like. The transcript is spliced from 3 exons. The coding region runs from base 13 to 1845 and encodes 610 amino acids. The record is from RefSeq and is a predicted model, not a curated record. NCBI's taxonomy places the organism in Eukaryota, Metazoa, Porifera, Homoscleromorpha, Homosclerophorida, Plakinidae.
UAGCAUUUCGCAAUGAGCGGAGUAGUGUCGACAGGCACUUCUAGGCCAACCGUCAAACAUGCUCCAUCACAUUUUGUCGUUGCAGCGAUCGACUUCGGUACAACUUUCAGUGGCUACGCGUUUUCUUUCACGAGAGAUCCGGACAGUGUGCACAUGAUGAGAAAGUGGGAGGGCGGAGACCCUGGUGUCACAAACCAAAAGACACCCACAACGCUUCUGCUCAAACCCAACGGCGACUUCCACUCGUUUGGAUUCAGCGCACGAGACAACUAUCACGAUCUCGACGAGAACGAGGCCGAACGAUGGUUUUACUUCGAGAAAUUCAAGAUGACCCUUCAUUCCAAUCAGGAGCUUCACAAAGGAGUAGAAAUCGAAGCAGCUAACGGGAAGGGCAUGCUUGCACUGAAGAUCUUCGCUCAUGCGUUAGAGUUCUUUAAGGAGCACUGCCUGCAGGAGCUCUCGGACCAGUCGUCGACGCGAAUUACCAAUGAAGACGUGCGUUGGGUCAUCACGGUACCGGCCAUUUGGAAGCAGCCGGCCAAGCAGUUCAUGAGACAGGCAGCCUAUGAGGCUGGACUAGCGAGCUCUGAAAACCCGGACCAACUACUUAUUGCUCUGGAACCUGAAGCUGCCUCCAUUCACUGCCGCAAACUAAAGCAGCGAGAAAGUCUUCAAGAGAUCGAUGCACAGAGCCAGCAGUCGAAAAGCAUCCCGCCAGUAAAAUCUCCUUUGUCGACUGACUUCAUUGCCGGCACGCGCUACAUUGUAGUUGACUGCGGUGGCGGUACUGUUGACGUCACGGUCCACGAGGUGGAGGAUGGAGGAACUUUGAAGGAAUUGCACAAAGCGUCCGGAGGAGCGUGGGGCGCCACUGGAGUCGACACUGAAUUCCAAAACCUUCUCGUACGAAUCUUUGGUCAAAAAUUCAUUGAAAAGUUUUGCGCUGUCAAGCCGGCCGGAUGGGUCGACCUCAUGAUUGCGUUCGAAGCGAAGAAGAGAACAGCUAAUACAACCAAAUCUAAUCCUCUCAACAUGUCGUUACCGUUUUCUUUUAUCGACCUGUACUUGAAAGUGACAGGAAAGAACGUGGAGACGGCGAUUAAAAAUUUUGGCGACCCGGAUGUCAAAUGGUCCUCUCAAGGCAUGCUGAGACUGGGUCCUGCUGCUAUGAACAAACUGUUUUCCCCAAUCGUGAAUAAAAUUGUCGAGCACGUCAAGGAAAUGCUAGCCAAACCGGACUUGUUCGGAGUCAACUUCCUCUUCCUUGUGGGAGGCUUUGCGGAAUCAGCUCUUCUUCAGUCGGAAAUUAGACAGCACUUCGGCGACCGUCUUCGAGUCAUAAUACCGCAAGAUCCCGGACUGGCGAUUCUAAAGGGAGCCGUCAUGUUUGGUCUCGACCCGACCAUUGUACGCGUGCGCCGUUCCGCUCUCACUUACGGCGUCGGCGUUCUCAACGCGUUCGAAGAAGGAAAGCAUCCGCCAGAGAAAAAGACGACCAAGGGAGGUAGAGAUUGGUGCACCGAUGUGUUUGAUACUUUCGUUGUGGUAGACCAGUGUUUGGCGCUUGGAGACACCGUCGUGAGAAGCUAUACGCCGGCGAAAGCUGAGCAGACCAGCACCAUCAUCAGUAUCUUUAGUUGCAACAAGGAGCACGCCAUGUUCACUACAGAUCCGGGCGUGAAACGAUGCGGCGAGCUUCAUUUGGAUAUGCCUGACACGACGGGCGGAAAUUCGCGCGAGCUUCAGAUGAUGAUGAUGUUUGGUGACACUGAAAUUAAGGUCGAGGCACUGGACCUCACUAGUGGCCAAAAAGCUCACGCCUCGAUAGACUUUUUGAAUAAGUAACAAAAGCCCAAACUGCAUGUCUGACGUAUAUAUGGUUCGUACAUAUAUAUUGAAAGCGUUUGGUACAUCAGUGGCGUAAUCAAAACAGACUGAGCACAUAAUACUGAAUAG